AUGGUGUUCACGUUUGAAGAUACGGAUGAUCUUUCUAGGGUUUUAAAUAACUCUCCUUGGAAUAUUAAGGGUUCUCCCUUAUUCUUGAAGCGUUGGGAAAACGAUGAAACUUAUGAAGAUAUUGAUUUUCUGAAGGCAGCCAUCUGGGUGCAAGUUCAUGGUCUUCCUUUGGAAAAGAUAACUGUGGAAAAUGUUAUUAGUAUUGCUGCUAGUCUGCGUGGCCUAGUUGAAGUUGAUAACAUGAAUAACUUGAAACCUUGUAGAAAGAGUUUUCCGAGGAUUCGUGUGCUAAUUCCUCUAGAUGAACCUUUAGCCACUAGGUUUCUUCUCCAACGUCCUCCGAAGCAACCUGCUCCAAUUUCUUACCAGUAUAAGCAUCUAUCUGAAUUUUGUUAUGCAUAUGGAAGAUUGGGGCACUUAUCUUUCUCAUGUCCUGUGGUUCGUCGUCCUCCAUAA
This is a messenger RNA of Corylus avellana, 456 nucleotides long. NCBI's taxonomy places the organism in Eukaryota, Viridiplantae, Streptophyta, Magnoliopsida, Fagales, Betulaceae. The record is from RefSeq and is a predicted model, not a curated record.